CUUGAAAGAAACAAAAUUAACAAACUUCGCAAAAAAUCACUCAAAGGCACAGAAAAAUUCUUGCAAGUUUUAAAGCUAAGUGGUAAUCCUUUAAAAUCGAUAGAAAAUGGUACGUUCGCUAAACAUGAAUCAAUAAAACAAUUGUAUUUAGAUGACACCAACUUAGGUGAAAAUAUACAAAAAGCCAGUCUACAUGGUUUAGAAAAAAUAAGACAAAUAGAUUUAUCAUUGAACAAAAUCAGUCUAAUUGAAAACGAAGCUUUCCGAGGUUUAGAGAUUACAUUCCAGUCUAUAGACAUAUCGUCAAACCAAAUUAGCACCAUGUCUAAAUGUAUAUUUGAAAGGUUUCCUCAUUUGAACGGCAUGCGUCUAGGAAACAACCCACUUCAGUGUGACUGUAGAUUGGUCUGGUUAUAUAAUUGGCUUAAGCUUCAUCAUCCCGAUUUCUCCAGAUCUAUGUUAGAUUGGGUCUGUGCUGGUCCAGCACAUAUCAAACAAAAACCUUUCCGUUUACUGCAACUUAAUGAUUUUGGCUGUACUAAUCGAACAGAAAACGAGACGUGC
Molecule: messenger RNA, 564 nt
Organism: Lottia gigantea (owl limpet)
Lineage: Eukaryota; Metazoa; Mollusca; Gastropoda; Lottiidae
Exons: 2
Cellular component (GO): plasma membrane
Molecular function (GO): protein binding
Source: RefSeq, a predicted model, not a curated record